Apodemus sylvaticus (European woodmouse) is the source of this 5513-nucleotide messenger RNA. It is a transcript of the gene Dpy19l3, whose product is annotated as dpy-19 like C-mannosyltransferase 3. Gene Ontology annotation, molecular function: mannosyltransferase activity. The transcript has 19 exons. The record is from RefSeq and is a predicted model, not a curated record. The coding region runs from base 290 to 2440 and encodes 716 amino acids. Lineage: Eukaryota; Metazoa; Chordata; Mammalia; Rodentia; Muridae. Gene Ontology annotation, cellular component: nuclear inner membrane.
CUUGACUUACAGCUGCCGAGACCAAUGAAUGCAGCGGCAGCGGCCCGGCCUCCCCGGCGCGCCCCUUCCCCGGGCUGUAGACGCCCCCCAGGCCCAUCCUUGCACCGCGCCGCAUAGAGCCGGCGACAGCUGGGUCCUCCGGGUCUUCACCUCGCUGUAGCCCAAGAAGUGGGCGCGUCCCCAAGGCCUGGGUGCUCGGCGUGCUUCCUUGUCGAUCCUGAGUCGCCCGCGAGGACUGCUGAGGCCGCAGGAGUGAUUGGAAGAACAAUGCGUAUGAGUCUUUGACAUCAUGAUGUACCUCCGGCAAAGAAAAGAGACAAAACCCGUAGAAGUUUCUGAGGAUUUUCCAUCACCAAAAGAAGAUGUGAAGUUGGAAAGGAAAUUGCCAUCUGGCUGUGCCUCUGGAAGGUUCUGGAAGAUCCUGUCCUCUGCAGUUGGCGCGACUGUGGCCCUUUGCAUUGGACUUCUCACAUCUGUUUACCUGGCCACCCUGCAUGAGAACGACUUGUGGUUUUCCAAUAUUAAGGAAGUAGAGCGAGAAAUCUCAUUCAGGACGGAAUGUGGACUGUACUAUUCUUACUACAAGCAGAUGCUGCAGGCUCCGACCCUCCUGCAAGGUUUCCAUGGCUUAAUCUAUGACAAUAAAACUGAAUCCAUGAGGACGAUCAACCUCCUUCAACGAAUGAAUAUUUACCAAGAAGUUUUUCUCAGUGUUUUAUAUAGAGUUCUCCCCAUACAGAAAUAUCUAGAACCUGUUUAUUUUUAUAUCUACACUCUUUUCGGGCUCCAAGCAGUCUACGUCACGGCCCUUUAUACAACCAGCUGGCUCCUUAGUGGCACCUGGCUGUCGGGACUGUUGGCAGCUCUCUGGUACAUCACCAACAGAAUAGAUACCACGAGAGUUGAGUUUACCAUCCCGCUGAGGGAGAACUGGGCUCUGCCUUUUUUUGCAAUACAGAUUGCAGCAAUUACCUACUUCCUGAGACCAAACUUACAGCCUCUUUCUGAAAGGCUGACACUUCUUGCCAUUUUCGUAUCGACUUUCCUCUUUAGCCUGACAUGGCAAUUUAAUCAGUUCAUGAUGCUGCUUCAGGCACUGGUGCUGUUCAUCCUGGACUCCCUGGACAUGCUGCCGGCCGUGAAGGCCACCUGGCUGUACGGCAUACAGAUCAGCUGCCUGCUCCUCGUCUGCACGCUUCAGUUUUUUAACUCCAUGAUUCUGGGAUCGCUGCUCAUCAGUUUUAACCUUUCAGUAUUAAUUGUAAGAAAAUUUCAGAAAAACCUAAAGACGGGAUCCUUCCUGACUAGAAUCUGGAAACUGUUGUUGCAUCUGCUUCUCGUUUGUUGUUUGACACUUUUUCUCAACAACAUUAUUAAGAAAAUUCUUAACCUGAAGUCUGACGAACACAUCUUUAAAUUUCUGAAGGCUAAAUUUGGGUUUGGAGCCACAAGGGAUUUCGAUGCAAAUCUCUAUCUGUGUGAAGAGGCCUUCGGCCUCCUGCCCCUCAGCACAUUCCAACGGCUCUCGGACACACUACUUUUUUACGCAUACAUGUUUGUCCUGUUGGUCACAGUGGUCACAGCAUCCGUCGUGGCCUUUCAUAAUCUCAGCGAUCCCGCAAGUCUGCAGUCCGAGGCUCAGACAAGAAAGCGUGCGGUUGACCUGAAGCCAGAGGCCGCGUACAACCUGAUCCAUACCAUUGUGUUCGGGGUCUUGGCGUUGAGCACGAUGAGGAUGAAGUACCUGUGGACCUCCCACAUGUGCGUGUUCGCGUCCUUCGGCCUGUGCAGCUCUGAGAUCUGGGAGCUUCUUCUGAGGCUGGUUCAUCUCUGCAACCCAAAGAGGAUCUGGGUCAUGCGGUACUCGGUGCCCGUCCUCACACUGCUGUACCUGUGCUGUAAGUCCUGGCCAGGAAUGAUGGAUGAGCUCUCCGAGUUGAAAGAAUUCUAUGACCCAGAUACAGUGGAGCUGAUGAACUGGAUUAACGCCAACACCCCGAGGAAGGCCGUGUUUGCUGGAAGCAUGCAGCUGCUGGCUGGAGUCAAGCUGUGCACAGGACGGACCCUAACCAACCACCCGCACUACGAAGAUAAGAGUCUGAGGGAGCGGACGCAGGCGGUUUAUCAGAUAUAUGCAAAGAGGCCCCCAGAGGAAGUGCACGCACUCCUGCGGUCCUUUGGUGCUGACUUUGUGAUCCUGGAAGACAGCAUCUGCUAUGAACGCAGGCACCACAGGGGCUGCCGGCUGCGGGAUUUGCUGGACGUCGCCAACGGACAUGAGAUGGACGGGCCAGGGGAGAGUGACCCUGACUUGAGACCAGCAGACCACCCUCGCUUCUGCGAAGAGAUUAAAAGGAACCUACCCUCCUACUCAGCCCACUUCACUAGAGUGUUCCAGAACAAGACAUUCCAUGUCUACAAGCUGUCCAGAAACAAAUAACCACGUCCAUUCUUAAAAGCACAGCACAUCUACAGCUGGUGGAGGCCGUGUCUGUGAGUCAGGAGCGGGACUUGAAUGCAGACGGCCAGCAGACAAGUCCCGCGCCAUCAUCGGAAAUGCCUCCCGCUAACGUCAGCCUGUUCUGUCCUGUCUCUGUCUUUACUGUGAGUGUUCUUAGUCUCACAGGCAUACCUGCCCAAGGCUGGCCAGGGACUUUGUCGCUGAGGGAAUUAUACGUGACCCACUGGGUGGCCUGGGACAUGAGAGCCUGUCUGAGACCUGAAUACUUGUGAUUUCCAGUGACCCGGAGCCAGCUGUGAGCGAGCGGAGUUAACAGGCUGCACAGUUCAGUUACUGACAUUUCUUCACCACCGAGACCGUUGGUGGCUUUUUAACAGUUUGUUGUCCUGUCUUGUUAGAAUUUUAUAACAUUUCCAGUUUACCAUGCUUUCACACAUGUGAAGAAACAAAUUACUUUUGGUCUUUGAACCUUAAAUAUUCCAUUUGUGCCCUCAGAUGUCACAGGUACAGUAGUGUGUGACACAUUUAAAGUGUGUGUUUGUUUUCAUUCUGGGCACAGCAGUCAGGGUGCUACCGGGCCGGCAUGGUGACACACUCCUGUAAUCCCAGCAUUCGCAGGCAGGGGCAGGCAAAUCUCUUCGAGAGUUCGAGGCCAGCCUGGUGUAUAUAGUGAGUUCUGGGCCAGCCAUGGCUAUGUAAAGAGAUCCCGUCUCAAGAAAGCAAAGUGUGUCGGGGCUUAUACUAGAAGUCUUUGAAGGGAAUCACUCAUGCUUUUUAAUCUCUCUUGCAAGUAAAAUAGUUUUGCUUUACUUCUUAUUUCAAUUUACUGGGUUUGCAAAACUUGGUAAACUUUUUGUGUUUUUAGCCUUUGUAUUUUUUCAUAGCCUAGAAACUUGCAAAGUGGGAGGUGUUUAGAUGCCGCACCUUGACUCCGAGAGUUCUGUGUGGCUUUUCAUACUCUUUGACUUCAGGCUCCAGCCUUCCUUCUCAGCCCUGGAGAGGUCGAUCGCAUCCCUCCCUAGGAGGCGACCAGGGGCCUCCACACCGCACUCGUUUGGAAGCAGCGGAGAGGGCUGGUGUACCUGCUCAGAGCUUUUGAUAAUUGCUUUUAUAAUUCAUUUCUAAUGGUGGGGGCAUGUAAAGGCUGCUGAUACAGGCGCAUUGUCCACUUAAUUAAAUCAAGAUAGCUAAUGAAAUUAACUUUCCCCACCGCCCUUGCCAUUUGGAAGUGAUUUAAAUGUUUCUCCUCACACGCCAGUGUAAUAAAUCCCCUGGAGCAGCGGCCGGAGAGCACCUCGUGCUCUGAAGAUCCUGGUUUGGCUGCUGCUUAAGUAGCGUUCAAACGUACUCCAUUGUCUCAGCAGGCCGGGGUUCUUAUGUAAAACUCACUUAAAGAAGACAUCGACAGCUAGGUUAUUAAAUUAAGCCGUUGGAACUUUGGAAUCCUGCCUUCUCUGGACUCCUUAAUGGGGUUGGAGACCACUGCAGUUUGGACUAACCACACAAGGAAAUGUGUUUGCCUAUGCUAAAGGUUUAAUGAGCCUGCAGUGCCCAUCGCCACCAAUGAUGGAGCAUUCUGGGCAGGAGCCUUACUCUUAAGGGAGAGCAAGCGCGGGUAAGGCACAAAGCGCGGGGACCCGGUGACAGGUACUCUGUGGUGAGUUUGCAUUCAUCGUAAACAUUCCUGUGUGCAUUCGUCUGAUCACUUGGUGUUUGGCGUCUUGUGAUCCAAGCGCCAUGGACUUAAACUGGGAUGCACAUCCUUACCCAGGUACCAUCCAUGCUAGCCGGCGCUCCGUCUCCACAGCACCAUUGCUGCCAAACCACAAUGAGAAGUGCCAAAAACCAGUCUUCCCACAGGCGCUCUCCCCGGGACACUGUGAUAAUGUACAGGACAAUGUUAGAACAAAUGUUUUCUUUAAAAAAUAAAUUAUAUAUUUAAAAAAUUUUUAAUAUUUGAUUAAAAUAAUUAGACUUUAUCCAUCUUGUAAAAUACUGCCUCGGUAUCCCCCCAUAGCUCCGCUCACUGUCUGCAGCAACCUGGCCACGAAAUCUUGAAACUCCUCACCUGGACCCUGCCUGAUUUUAGAUAAACCCUCGGUCUGCCCCCCGUGCAGAAGGUAGCUCCCCCGGGCUUUCUCACCCGCAACAUUAACUUGUUCAUCAACAGCUGCAUCAAAAUAUAAGUGCUGUGCCCUCCGUCUGGAGAUACUGUCCUUCUGCUAGCUUCUCAAAGCAAUCGGUAUCUGUUGUGCUUGAUUGAUCUCGGCAGGGUUUUGACACUGCUCAGCAAAUUCUGAUUUCCAUAACAAAAAAAUCUCCUCCUGAUAAGCACACCCUUGCCAGUUGUUUCCAGUCCCCAGAGGGAUGAUUCCAGAACGGCCUGAGGAAAUGGGGCUUUGGGCCUGUGUAAGGCAGUCUUUAAUUCCUUUAACUGUUUAAACAGAAGGGGUUGAUGAACUCUGACUCUGUUACCUUGAGGGUUGACCUGUUCUAUAACUGGAGAUGUAAAAUGAAAUCCCUGAACAUCCCCCCCACCCUCUUCAGGGUCAGACUGGCUCCUCCCCACUGCUACAGCCCGCGGCUCUGCCUCCUCCUCUGCACACUCGGGGUUUUACUUGCCCUCAGCUAGGGAAUCCACUCUGAUGGUUCCGAGAUCUCCCCCUCGAACUUGCAGAGCCUGCAGGUUUUGCACUUGCACAGACAGCAAGCAAAGUAAAAGCAUUUUGCAGCUGUUGGAUUUUCUCUGUAACUAACUUGUCCUUGAAAGCACUUCUGAGUUCUUUGAAGGCAACAAGUGGCAAAGAAUUCUCCUCCCUAUACAUCUAGCAGCUUCCUCUUCCAGCUGCACGGUCAUCUAGGGUCUCCUCCUAAAGGGGAAGCUCAGCCCCGCAGUGGUGGCGCACGCCUGUAAUCCCAGCACUUGGGAGGCAGAGGCAGGCGGAUUUCUAAAUUUGAGGCCAGCCUGGUCGUCAACACAGUGAAUUCCAGGACAGCCAGGGCUACACAGAGAAACCCUGUCUCAAAAAAAAAAAAAAAAAGGUGGGUGAGC